This is a messenger RNA of Diorhabda sublineata, 885 nucleotides long. RefSeq names its product ADP,ATP carrier protein 1-like. Gene Ontology annotation, cellular component: mitochondrial inner membrane. The coding region runs from base 1 to 885 and encodes 294 amino acids. The transcript has a single exon. Gene Ontology annotation, molecular function: ATP:ADP antiporter activity. Lineage: Eukaryota; Metazoa; Arthropoda; Insecta; Coleoptera; Chrysomelidae. Gene Ontology annotation, biological process: mitochondrial ADP transmembrane transport; mitochondrial ATP transmembrane transport. The record is from RefSeq and is a predicted model, not a curated record.
AUGCCUUUUACAAAAGACUUUAUAAUGGGAGGUAUUUCCGCUAUAGUGGCUAAAACUAUUAUGGCACCAAUAGAACGUGUCAAACUCCUUUUACAACUUCAGCGAGCUAGUAAACAGAUUGAUACACACAAUGCUUAUAAGGGAAUUAUAGAUGCGUUCGUUCGAAUACCAAAAGAACAAGGAUUCCAUAGUUUUUGGAGAGGUAACAUGAGCAACGUUAUAAUGUAUUUUCCGACACAAUCCUUAAACUUCGCUUUCAAAGGUCUGUAUAAACGUUUCUUUCUGGUUGGAGUAGACAAAAGGACACAAUUUUGGAAAUUUUUCGCCGGUAACUUGGUAUCUGGAGGAGCAGCCGGAGCUACUACAUUGUGCAUAGUAUACCCUCUAGACUUUGCAAGAACACGUUUAGCAGCCGAUGUCGGUCGUGGUAUUCAUGAUAGACAGUACACCGGUAUUAUAAAUUGUAUAUCGAAAACUCUAAGAACGGACGGUACUUUCGGUUUAUACAGAGGAUUUUGUAUAUGUGUUCAAGGUAUUUUUAUUUAUCGAGCUGCAUAUUUCGGUUUAUUUGACACGGCUAAAGGACUUCUUUGUGACCCACACACGACUCCAUACUACGUAUUUUUUAUUAUAGCACAAGCUGUGACCACAGCUUCCGGACUUAUUUCCUAUCCGUUUGAUACAGUCGGAAGGAGAAUGAUGAUGCAAUCCGGUCUUCAAGAACACGAAGUUAUGUACAAAAAUGGUUUCGAUUGUGUUAGUAAAAUAGCGAAAUACGAAGGAUUGAAUGCUUUCUAUAAAGGUGCUUUCGUGAAUGUUCUCAGAGGGAUAGGAGCAGCCUUAGUGUUAGUGGUUUUCGAAGAUCUCCAAUCAAGAUUUAAUUGA